AUGCGUUGGACUUCAGCUGCCGGGCUUCAAGUCUUCUGCCAAUGUCCUCGCCUUCUGCCUGACCCAGCGCUUGCACAAGCGGAUGCCUGGACACAUCGUCGCAUCGAUCGGGACAGCCUCAAGCAUGACGUCCCCUUCACUUCCUUCACCAGCAUGGGAAAUCUCUUCUGUGUGCAUGACCGAUUCACUGGAGGCUAUGUUUGCGGGUCAGCAGUUGAAGAGCGCCUCGCUUCCUCGGACAUUGGCGUAGAUGUGAGCCGUGAAGAUCUGAUGGUUGCUCCUCGAGAUGUGAGACUUUGA
Messenger RNA from Effrenium voratum, 300 nucleotides. Lineage: Eukaryota; Dinophyceae; Suessiales; Symbiodiniaceae. The record is from the annotation of a GenBank genome assembly.